Molecule: messenger RNA, 973 nt
Organism: Dicrocoelium dendriticum
Lineage: Eukaryota; Metazoa; Platyhelminthes; Trematoda; Plagiorchiida; Dicrocoeliidae
Source: the annotation of a GenBank genome assembly
ACGGAUUGGACCACACUAUGACCGGAGGUGCUGGGAUCGUUAUCAGCAAGCACAAUCACACACGUUGAAGCAAACGCAGCCACCUCAGGUGUUGCCGGCCGAUGCAGUCAUCCGCAGCGCCAAAUCAUACUUCGGAAUACGUUCAUCGUAAACGAUCGUGGACUGAUAGGGAAGCGAUCUGUCGACCAAACGCACAUGACGCUGGGUUGCACUUGACUGAAUCGACAUUACUUAACACUAUGAAUACUAUGGAUGUUCCUUUUCCUCCAUUAAAGCGAGUGGCGAAUGAGCGUGAAAGAACUCGAACCGCCAGUGUGAAUGAUGCGUUCCUAAUGCUUCGAAGUUUAAUUCCCACGGAACCGAUGAAUCGGAAGUUGUCCAAAAUCGAAACUUUGCGAUUAGCCUCGUCGUACAUCUCUCAUCUCCACGCUGUCCUGGUGACCGGCACCGAUCCAGCAGAGCAGCCGUGUCUAAGACAUCAACAACUGCCUCCAUCCGGAUGUGCGUUCGGCCGCUGUCCAAUCGGAACCCCUGACAGACGAACAUCAGGAGGAAAAGAACAGCAGCAGCAGCGUCCGGUGUGCACCUUCUGUGUCACGGAAAUGAAACAACAGCAGAAACAGCAGCAGCAGCAACAACAGCAACAGCGAACCAUGUCCGAGUUGCACAGAGAAACUACCUUUUCAUGAGUUGCAACAGUUAAUGGACACCCAAAAGGAAAGUUACCGUUUGAACGCCUGCAUUGUAUAUGAGGGUCCGUUUGCCACUUCUUUCUGCAAUUGUACAAUUGACACGUUUUUCUAUCCUAGUCAACGAGCAAUACUAGUUAGGGGCACAUUCAGGUUACAUUGAGAUUCGGCGUCCCAACUGGUGAACUGGACACUGUAUCAUCCUCGUUGACUAGAGCCGAGAUUUGUGCCCAAACUCCGCAUCGUUCUCACUAUAGAACUUAGUGAAUGCAAUAAAUUCUUGC